Messenger RNA from Dreissena polymorpha, 467 nucleotides. RefSeq lists its product as uncharacterized. Bases 61 to 390 code for a protein of 109 amino acids. The transcript is spliced from 4 exons. The record is from RefSeq and is a predicted model, not a curated record. NCBI's taxonomy places the organism in Eukaryota, Metazoa, Mollusca, Bivalvia, Myida, Dreissenidae.
UCAUUGCUAAUAACCAAGCAAGAAGACACGUAAAUUGUUUUUAGGUUUUUAAAUGAUGCAAUGACGAGAAGCAGCAAAGUUGUUCUUCUACUUUGUGUAGUGUUAGCUGUUGCCCUAUUCUUGGAGACAGUAUCAGCAAGAGUCUCUUACCAGUACAAGAAAUAUACAUAUAGGAAAAAACGUGAUGACAAAAUUUAUAAGAAUGCCAAGCAACCUUGUGAAGUAAAUCCAGACUGUCUUUCGAGGCGUGGCGCAGAGCAAGCAAUCUGCAUCCGCAAGUGUGUCUCUGAAUUCUGCUACCAGGAUAUCUAUGCUGCAGAUGAGCUUGAAGAGGGAGAGAUAGAUGUGCGACUGAACUCAUUUAAAGGAUGUGUGGCGCAGAAAAAAUAAUCCUGAGAAGUUGAAAACCCUGAAACUCUUUGUUAUGUGGAACUACAUGUAGUUAAAACUGUUGAAAAGGUUAUAGG